CUGAUGCCAUUUGUGCCAAAGAUCAUCCACCGUUCAUUUAUGCUUGAAGAAAUCCUCCGCUUCUUCUUCCCAAACCCUCGCCGGCUCGCACACACCAGUCUCUGCUCGUCGCUUCAGUUCUUCCCAAUUUAAUUUUCAAGAAAGGAUGGAAACUUCACCGUCGUCAACUUCGCGGCCGCCUUCUUUGGCAGAUCCUGCAAAGCUUUUUAUAGGAGGAAUCACGAAAGAGUUGGAGGAGGAGGCGCUGAAAGAAUAUUUCCAGAAGUACGGGGAAGUGAAGGAAGUGGUGGUGAUGCGAGAAAGGACGACGGGAAAUUUGAGGGGCUUUGGUUUUAUUGAGUUCUUUGAUCCAGAAGCUGCGGAGAGGGCCAUCAACGAAGGGCAGCAUCUCAUUCGAAACAGAUCGGUAGAAGUGAAGAGAGCCAGACCAAGACCUGAAGAGCGGAGGAAUUACCAGUCACCUCAUCACCCAUAUCCAGAUCAGAGCACUCAAAUAAUUAGAAAACUAGGUAGGAGUGGCACUAACAAUAGCAUUAAUGAUGAGAGUCAAUUGGCAUCAAGGAAAAUUUUUGUAGGUGGUUUGUCAGCUAAUGUCACUGAAGUUGAGUUUAGAAGCUAUUUUGAGAAAUUCGGUUGCAUUACUGAUGUAGUGAUCAUGUAUGAUAGUGCAACUCAUCGCCCAAGAGGUUUUGGUUUUAUUACCUUUGAUACAGAGGAGGCUGUGGAGAAUGUGAUGCAGAAGAGUUUCCAUGAGUUGAAUAAAAAAGUUGUAGAGGUUAAAAGAGCAGUUCCUAAGGAUGGAAACCACCACAGUAAUGACAACUAUCUUAGUGGCCAUAUUAAUUCUAGAGCAAGUGGAGGAAGAGGGACAUAUAGUAAUUACCAGCAUGUAAUAUACCCACCCUAUGACCCUAGAUAUGGGUAUUUUUAUGGUUAUGCACCACCACCUGUUCCUAGUUUUGCGUUUGGACCGCUGGCUUAUGGAGGAGGUUAUACUUAUGCUGGAUAUGGUGGAAUUGGCUAUAAUGCUCCAUAUGCUAGUCCAAGGGGUACUUGGAGCGGGCAAGGUGCGAUGGCUGCAAGACGGAGUCCAGUUUCCUAUCCCAAUGGUGCUUUCUAUCCUGGAUAUGUCAAUACAGGGCCUGGUGGCUAUAUUGGCAUGACUGCUGGAGGGUACCAUGGGGCUGUAUGGUCUGUCAAUGGCAAGUUCAAUCAAACUGGUUCUGAUCUGCAGUUGUCAGAAUUUGAAAGUAUAAAACCUUCUGAGUUUGACAAUGUUAAGAUUGAUGAUUCUCAGUAAUCUCUUGCUUGGUAAGCUGAUAGGGCGCUGAUGAUUCUACUUCUGAUGAAGAUCGCAACAAAAUCUCUUACUUCGCUGCACCAAAAGAAAAAAGAAAAAAAAAAGGAAAAGAAAAUCACAAUAUUGUGAGGAAGCCCACUAUAAAGGUUUGUUUCCUCAAUUUAAUGUAUGGAUAGGUGCUAGAUGGGCGUCUAUUAACUCAGACUGCAUUCUUUUCCUCUUUUUAACAAGUGAUUAUUUUACUGUCUCAGAAAAUGAAUUUGGUUGUUUGAAGUUAGCAGAUUUUUUUUUUU
Molecule: messenger RNA, 1593 nt
Organism: Dendrobium catenatum
Lineage: Eukaryota; Viridiplantae; Streptophyta; Magnoliopsida; Asparagales; Orchidaceae
Product: RNA-binding protein 1-like
Exons: 3
Coding region: 146-1300 (384 amino acids)
Molecular function (GO): RNA binding
Source: RefSeq, a predicted model, not a curated record